Molecule: messenger RNA, 1745 nt
Organism: Oppiella nova
Lineage: Eukaryota; Metazoa; Arthropoda; Arachnida; Sarcoptiformes; Oppiidae
Source: the annotation of a GenBank genome assembly
CGCAUUGAUUUCAGUGACGACUGCAACGAUUGAGUCAUUCAUUGAUUGUAUAAACAAAACACAAAACACACGGACAGUGACAGUGAGGCCUAUGGUUGGCAUCCACUAAGACAUCCACGAAGACAUCGAUUGCCAGACACACCAACGGAUCCAUCAAAUCAAUGGCCACUUUCAACGCCAGUCAUCACGAGUCGGGAGGCGUCGUCCUCUUCAGCGGUGAACUCAUACUCUUGUACUGCGAUAACGUGAACAUCACUUUUGAGACCAAAUCGCAGAAUGCAAACGGAAGACUAUAUCUGACGACACAUCGCAUUGUCUUCACAUCGCAACCGAUUAACCAAAACUCGAGUCUGAAGUCAUUUUCGGCGCCCUUUUAUGCCAUGAGUGACCUCUCGCUGGAACAGCCCGUCUUCGGCGCCAAUUUCAUCAAAGGGAAGGUUAGGCCGGAGUCACAGCCCGACGCACCCAAUGGUGUGGUGUUUAAGCUGAAGUUCAGUCACGGGGGGGCCAUCGAGUUCGGUCAGGCCCUCGACAGCGCCGCCAAACAGGCCAACAUCGCCGCCCGCGAGAUGCAGUUCCAGCCCCCGCCCCCCUAUACGGCCGCCGCCGGACAGUACUAUCAGGCGCCCCCCAAUGUCUACCAGCCCGCCUACAACUGUGGGUUCGCAUUACCCACUCAGGUAUUCUCGACGCCCCCGCCCGCCGGCUUCAUAUACGCAAUGGAGGCGCCGCCGCCCUAUCCCGGCCUUAACACAGCGCCGCAGAACUACGCGCCCUAUUCGCAGAUGGCAUUCCCAGCCUAUGGACAAUAUGACCCGCGCAUGGAUGGCGGUCAGGGAGGCUUCCUGAAGGACUGGACACUGUUCGCGUACGCCAGACACUGGUUGGGAGACAAUGUGAAGGCAAAGUAUGGCAGUUAUGACAACGAGAAGCUGCGGUUCAGUGCCUUCUCCUUCCAAGAGAUCAAUUGCAUCACAUAUGCCGAAGACCUGCACCGGACGUGCUAUCGAUCGGCUAUAAUGUGGGACCGUUUGACUGUCAUGUUUGACAACAAGACCGCCGUUCCUGUCUAUUACAACCAAACCAUUGAAUGGGACCAAAGCGGCCAAAAUCCGUUGGGCUUUGCAGAGCACCAACACUUUAGAAAUACCGACAAAUUCCUUCCGGAACUCAAUAGAAACACAAUGGAUGUGGAGGUAGUGAGUGAUCUCGCGAACAGGGAGUUCGUGGCCGCCCUCUUCGACAACAAGAAUGACAUCUUAUAUCUCGGUUUGAAAUACAUAGACCCGGACACGACACGGAAGCGUGCGGACAGGUAUUGUAUUACUCACCUAAACAUGCGGACAAUGAUCCAUAACGUGAACGAAUGGCCGCGCGAUAAGGACGUCAAAAGGUUGUGGCAAAAAGGCUUCUGUUUCAGCGGCAGUUUGAUCGGUAUGUUCAUGAAGGGCGACAAGAAAUAUAUUGCCGGACAGGUUGCCUAUAUUGGACGAGACUAUGAGGAUCAGGUGUGGCAAAUGAGUCACAAUGGGGGCACCAAGGAUAUUGGCAUUGAGAGACGGACCCUGGGUGACUAUGCGCUCACCUUAAAGACUAUGUUCGGGUGCCCCCCUGUGGCUCCCCCUAAGCGAACGAAGCGGUCCAUCAAAUCGGAUUAUUUUGAAUCAGACUUUCCCGAAGUAGGCAAACCACAGAUGGUUAUGUCUGAGGACGUGCCACAAAGAGAUCAUUUCAUUGGGAAAUAA